This is a messenger RNA of Dichomitus squalens LYAD-421 SS1, 930 nucleotides long. RefSeq lists its product as uncharacterized. Gene Ontology annotation, molecular function: phosphoprotein phosphatase activity. Bases 1 to 930 code for a protein of 309 amino acids. The transcript has 4 exons. NCBI's taxonomy places the organism in Eukaryota, Fungi, Basidiomycota, Agaricomycetes, Polyporales, Polyporaceae. The record is from RefSeq and is a predicted model, not a curated record.
AUGUCCUCAAACACCGCGGACACCGAGCUUUUGCUAUUUCCUACUGUAGAUUCUGAACUUCUUCAAUCUACGCUUUCGGCUCCUCCAUUCGUGAUCGUGGAAGGUAUCUUCAACAUCCGCGACUUCGGCGCCGGGUACGCGACCUCCCUGGGCGACGCACGCGUCAAGCCAUUGUUCCUCUUCCGUUCUGGAGAGCCAUCGGGUAUCACGCCCAAAGGUAUCGAACAGUUUAAGUCCUACGGUAUCAAGAAAGUGUUCGAUCUUAGGGCCGACGUGGAGAUCAGGAAAUACAACACCGUCAUGCCGCAGAUCGAAGGAGUAGAAAUCGUGAGGUCUUUGAUCUCGGAGGAGGCGUUGGACCCAGUGGAAAUUGCCGACCAGUUGAAAGAGUUCUCCGAGGACGAAGCGGUCAUUAUGCAGCUCCUCGGUGUUAGCGACGAGGACAUAGUACAUGACUAUGUGCUCACCAGGAUCGGGCUCCAGCCGGCCUUCCCACUCCUCGCCCUACGCUUCCAGAAGGAGGACGUAUUCCGUAAGAAUUGGAAGGGCGUGAUCAGUCUGGGGACGGCGAACUCGCACAACCAUCUGCAACAUGCCAUCUUGACGGCCCUCCAUCGGUCCCAUACACCUUCGAUUUCUCCGAACCGGAUCCAGAGCUCUUUCAUGUCAUCGAACGCGAGCGAAGCUGUCUGGAAGGGCGACUUCACCGGGGACCUGAAGGAACGGAUCAUCCGGUUUUCGGAUAUCCUCACGUAUGCCGAAGGAUUCGCGCAUUCAGCAAGCUCACAGCUGAAGCUGAAGGAGGUCGCAAUCUUCAAGCGCGAUCAGGAUGGGAAGACGCAAUGCAAGGUGACAUACGAGACCACUGUCGACGAAAGUGCGUACUGCCUCUCUCUAGGCGUUUGUCUAGCGAAGUUCUUCCGGUAUUAA